ACGCGCGUCCAACUCGGAGCCUAGAGUCCUGUCUGACAUUUGCAACUAGACUGGGGAUGACUCUGGAAUCACUCCAGAAACUUCCGAGACACGACCGUUGGGACCAGUUCUUUCAGGAUCGUGACAAUGAUGAGCUCGUGGAGCUUAUACUCUCUCACACUGCUCCGCCGGUAGUUGAGUUGCUUGACCAGAUAGAUAGUCCUACAUUUGAAGAGCUUGCAUCCCUCCCUUGGGAUACGACUAAUGAUAUGGGAGUUUACCUCAAGCUCAUAUCUGAGAAAUCUCAAUGCGCCGCACAGCUUCCCCAUUGGGUUUACAUCGGUUCAGUAAUAAGUGUGACUAGAGGGCUCAAUGGACGCCGGUGCACUCACGAGCACCCACCAAAAAACCAGACGAUGCCUUUUUAUAUCGCCCUAGCCUUUGACGAUUACGUCGACCGUACCGCGAGUAGCAUGUCGGAGACAUCCGGGUGCAUAUACUCUAAAUGGUACCGGCCCUCACAGCUAUCGCCCGAGCUGCGUAGGGACGGCAUGUUAUGA
Molecule: messenger RNA, 539 nt
Organism: Aspergillus versicolor CBS 583.65
Lineage: Eukaryota; Fungi; Ascomycota; Eurotiomycetes; Eurotiales; Aspergillaceae
Exons: 2
Coding region: 57-539 (160 amino acids)
Source: RefSeq, a predicted model, not a curated record